UUGACAGCUGAUUUACGUGGCCGAUGAUCACAUAAUUUUUGCUUGUUUUUGCAGUAUUAAAAUAUUCGCACUGCAUUUAGAAGCUCAUACAUGGGUUAAUUUGUAAUAAAACAUACCUUCUAAAUAUCGUACAAAUCCACUCCAUUAUGGGUCUUUGUAAGUGUCCGAAACGUCGAGUUACAAAUCAGUUUUGCUUCGAACAUAGAGUGAAUGUUUGUGAAUAUUGUAUGGUGACGAACCACCCAAAGUGCAUCAUACAGUCUUACCUGCAAUGGUUACAAGACAGCGACUAUAACCCCAUAUGUGAGAUUUGCACAAAAAGUUUGAGUGAAGGAGAGUGUAUUCGUUUGACUUGCUAUCAUGUAUUCCAUUGGUCCUGUGCGGAAGCGCGGUACCGGGCGCUGCCUCGCACAACGGCGCCCGCCGGCUACCAAUGCCCGUCGUGCGCGUCGCCUGUAUUCCCGCCCCCAAACCUAGUGUCUCCUGUAGCUGAUGUGCUAAGAGAAAAACUGGCCGGAGUAAACUGGGCCAGGGCUGGUCUCGGACUGCCAUUGUUGUCUGAGGAUCAAGACAUGAAAGGUGCAACUAGCAGACGAAGCCAAUCUCCGCUAGAACAUACUCAGUACUAUUCCAGCACUGUUGACAGUCAAAGAGGCACGCCAGUUGGGGCCAGUGAUGACGAAUCUACGAAUAGAUCAGCAAAUAGCACUCCACAUUCCAUUGUCCAAAUCCCUGAUGACCCUGUCAAUAUCUAUGAUAACACUUCUUUGAAGAGGACUGACAGUUUACAAGGUGGUCAAGCUCCCAGAAAAUCAUUUAAGUCAUUGGACCACCCCAAACCCUCCUUGAACUAUGACCAUGAUGAAAAUAAAUACAAGCAAAAGUCAACAUUUGCCUGGAUAAGCAGAUGGUGGAAGAACACGCUUCCUAAUUCACGUGUACGUCGCGCCGGAGGUAUCUACAGACGUUACUGGAUCCUACUUUUUGUUCUGAUCGCAGUGAUUGUUGUGUUAGUACUCCUCAGUCAAAGAGAUGUUAACGAUGAAAGCCCAUUUGCUUUCAAAGACGAAGACCGAAGAAUACUUCAGAAAAACUAAUAUAGGUUGCAAUCACAGGUAUAUUUAUGAAAUCAAGCAAUUUUUAAGUAGGUACCUAUUAGGCAUAUUGUAUUUUAUUAAUUUAUAAUUUGAGAUACUAUUGAAUCACCUUAGUGUAAAAAUGUAAAAGUUAAUACAUUUCUAAAAGGACAGUUUUUAUGGAAAUUGUUACAUACUAAAAUCAAAUAAUUUUGUUGAUAA
Molecule: messenger RNA, 1298 nt
Organism: Ostrinia furnacalis (Asian corn borer)
Lineage: Eukaryota; Metazoa; Arthropoda; Insecta; Lepidoptera; Crambidae
Product: zinc finger protein-like 1 homolog
Exons: 7
Coding region: 147-1097 (316 amino acids)
Cellular component (GO): Golgi apparatus
Source: RefSeq, a predicted model, not a curated record